Molecule: messenger RNA, 3808 nt
Organism: Odontomachus brunneus
Lineage: Eukaryota; Metazoa; Arthropoda; Insecta; Hymenoptera; Formicidae
Exons: 1
Coding region: 37-867 (276 amino acids)
Source: RefSeq, a predicted model, not a curated record
CGCCGUCGGUACGUCGACCUGCGAGAUCGCUUCUCAAUGUCUACGCGUCGUCACGUCGCCGAGAAGUACUACGAUUGCCUGCAGUGCGCCGAGCAAUGCCGUCACGCGGACUUCGGCAAUCCUAGUGGUAACAUCAGCGGCAGCGGCAACAACAACAACAGCGGCAGUGUCAGCAAAAACAGUGGCGGCAGCGGCGUCGUUAGUCGAAUUCGCGGCGCACGUCGUUUACCCACCACAAGCAUGGCGUUGUACGGCAAGGAUGUGUCGUCGCCUCCGCUCGACGAUAUGAAGAAGAUUCGCAACGGCAGGAGCAGCUUGUCUAAGUCCCUAUCGAGGCAUCAGUCCGCCCACCUGACACCAGCCAAGAAGAGGUCCUCGUUGGCCCGGCCGGUUCGCGUCCACGACUCCUUCGUGCAACCCAGGAGGUUGAUGGCGGCCGACGAACAUCUUCCGCAGGAAUCGGCCGAUGAGCCAGAUCAUCGGGAACAGGUUCUGCAGGAUCAGGCGAGCGCAAUAUCGUACAAGAACCCGUGGUGGUGGCAGGAGCAACAUCAGCGCGAUCAGCAGCCUAACACGUCGAGCUACGCUUACCGGGACGUGGAGGAGCGCGCCGGCGAGGACGGCGCCGGUUGGCCUAUCCGUCUGCGACUCGAGCAGAUGCUGGAGCUAACGCUACCUCAGACGAAGAGAAAGAAGAAGAAGAAGAAGAAGACCGCGGCCGCGGCCGCGGCGACAAUGAUGUUGAUGAAGCAGCAGCAGCGCAGCAGGCACGGCUUUAAGGACACGGAGAGGCUUCUUAAGGUACUCAGCAUUAACAAUGUGGACCAAGAUAAUAGGUACAACAUCAAACGAUGUUCCGUCAUGUAGAAGUUAGAGUUAAAACGAAAGAGGUUUAAAAAAGAAGUUUAAAAAGAAGAUAAAAAAGGAAAGCAAACAAAGGUAAUAAUAAAUUAAUAAGUCAAGUAAGUAAAGCGUGUAACAGACUCCUUAGGGACAAAAAAAGAAAACAAAGAAAAACACGUAGGACACUGAUACACUCGUAUCUGGAAUAUCCCGCUUCCGGGCAUUACUCGCGGUUAGUGGAGUCGCGGGGAUCGAGGCGUGGAAUCUGUUUCUAGUAUUCUCGAGAUCAAACCGCCGUCGUUCACCUAGGUGUUUACAUUCGUUGUAGCACAUGUGUUUCGCAUUUUAUAGGCGGAUCCUGCGACACGAAAACGCGACCAAGUACAAAUUGACGAAAACAAUAGCGCGAGAAGAAAAGAGGAAAAAGAAAUAAGGGAAAAUUACUCGCGUGCGUUCGGGUCUUUGUUUCAAUUUUGUUCAGCGCGAGAGAGAGUGAGCCGUUUCGGCGUAAUAAUUGCGGCAUGUUUUCUUACCAAAAAAACUCGAAACACCACGCUCUCCGUUCUUCGACGGACAUCACGGCCUCGAUAACGCGCGCGAGCGUCUUAGAAAGGCAGAAACCAUUUCCUCCUUGAGACCCUGUCGUUACGUUCUACCGUCGAUCAGUUUAGAAAUAGAGAGAUCCACCUGCCAGCCGCGUAUCCGAUCCGCUAUUUAGACACUCCGAGAUCUAAUAUUCCCCUUGUUGCUUUGAUCGGAUGUUUUUACUUUUAUAGGACGAAGUGGUCAAUGUCGGUCCAUUGAAGAAAUUCCAAAAGAAAAAAGAAGAAAAAUUUUAAAAAAUAUAUAUAAAGAAAAUAGAAAAGAUCCUUGACGGACGACGAUCGUUUGUUGUUAACGUGUUGCAUUUCGGUGUGCGGAUUACCACGUCUCGUUUCGUUUCACUUGAUGCACUUUGUGUCCGUGCAGAUGUACAAUGCGCGGAGCUAGUCGUUCGUAUAUACCACCUGUACCACCUGUACCGCGCAAAAACGAACCAAAACUCGUAAAUUUAGAAAAAAAAAUAGAAAGAAAAAAAAAUAGAAAGAAAACAAGAAGGUAAAAGAUUAGAAAGGGAAAAAGGAGAGAGAAGAGAAAGUAAAACCAAUUUCAUUCCACUAAACUGCCUGGGAUCAUCGCGGACGCCAAGUCGCGAGCUCCUCCCAAGUUUUACGACACAGCACCGCUCCGAAUUAUUUUUUAUAUCGAGAAUACCGACGGGCUGUUAUUCUGUCGGACGCGAAAAUGAUUAACGGCGGCUUUGCGAUUCGCUCGUUUGUGAUCGGAGAGACGAGUGGACGCAGGAGGUACGUCGCAUUUAUCAGAAUUAUUUCAAUCUCAUCCGAACAAUGACAUCGUAUAAAUUACAUUCGAAACGCGGAUUUUCUUUUCACAUCGCCGAUCAUUGGCUAUAAUCGUUUCGCACAGAAUUUAUCUUUAUUCUAAAUUAUGUAUCCUUUGCUAAAUUUUAUCUUUACGAAGCUGUAGCUUACAAGUUUAAAUUGUCACAUGGUCAUGAUUUCUAAGACCGCGUGUGGACUACUGAUUUGUGGAUCAACAUUCAGCAGAGUAUUAUCGCGUUAACAAAUUGACAAUGCAUGUAUACGACGUGAUACUUAAGAGAGCAGCUGAAAUUUCGCACGAAUAUAUGUAUAACGUACUUCCUUCGUUCGCUUGGCCCUUCGUGUUGUCUCGUUAACGGUAAUCGUCCAGAGAGAGAAAGAGAGUGAGAGAUAGAGGAGCAGCAAGUACCUACAAGAAAACGGAUGUACACGCGUAAUCCAAGUGCCAUAUAGCGUCGCAACAGCAUAAAGCCUAUAAAAACCUAAGCAUUUGAAUGAACGUUCCAGUAUUAAGUAUAAACAAGUGUGCGAGUCGUUGACGUAAAUUCAUGGCGCGAUGUUUCGAGACGCACUCCCCUUCGUCGUGUCGUAGACGCUCACACGCAUAUAGUGUAAGACAAGAACCCCCUGUCCGCGAACGAACGUUACGAGGGAGGCAAGUCGAUUCGCGUGUGUUCACCGUGCACGCACGUUCAAGUCGCGCAAUGGAUGAUCGCACUCAUUGAAGGAACGGGGGAACACGAGAGUCGUCGUGGUAAAGUCUCGAAAGUGUUUCCGUCGGGACAGCGAGCCACCUGCCUCUUAGUUAUUCCUCGAGUGACAAUUUCCGUGUCACAUGACAUUUUUUUUUCAAUCGCUCAACUGUCACGAAGGAGGACCACCGUCGACCUCCGUGCCGCGCCAGCGAGAGCUUCGUCCGAUUUUGACGCGCGCGAACCCGCGAAUCGAGAUAAGAUAAUCGUAGUUCUAAGUGUCGAGCGGGAUCAGACAGCGGGAGAGAAAUAUUGUUUCAUUAUACGUUACAUUGUACUGUCUUGUUCUUAUUGGAGUGCCCUUCCUUCGUUAAUGUGUCUGUCGAAUUAUUAACUGUAGCGCAUAGAGAAGUAAGCUGUUCCAACUUUACCACGCCCAGUAUUUCGUAAGAGUUAUGUGUUAUGCAAAUCCGGAAAGAAACGACGAGCGCAUAAUUUAUCGGCACGAUUGCGUUCAUCAGCACGAUAGCGGUAGGCGGUGAUCAGGCGAUCGAUAUGGAUCGCGCGCUGAGUAAACACGACGUUCCGCUUUGAGUCAUUGUGUGUGCGUCCUUCUUUCUUUCUUCUCUUCUUCUGUUGUUUUUUUUUUUUACUUUUAUUUCAAAUUCACUGUGCCGACGAGAGAGAAAAUUCGAUUCGACUGGCGUUUGAAAAUGGUUGCGGAUUAACUGUAUCUGGUGUGACGUAAUCCUCAAUGUUGGAUAUGUUAAUAAGUCUAGUCUAUUUACAAGAGAACCUUUGCUAUACACCCGUGCAAAUGUAUCGUUUCAUCGGAAAAAUAGACUGCACGAAAAAUAUAUUAUCUAUAUAAAUAUAUAUAUAUAUCAUAUA